Messenger RNA from Somion occarium, 691 nucleotides. Lineage: Eukaryota; Fungi; Basidiomycota; Agaricomycetes; Polyporales; Cerrenaceae. The record is from the annotation of a GenBank genome assembly.
AGUAAGAACGAUAGCCAGAGCCGUCUUGAGCAACGUCAGUCAGCUUUCUAAUCGUACGUAUACUUGGUGUACACAUUUGUUAGACCCUUAUACUUUCUUUCGCCUUCAUCGUCACGAAGAGCUCAACCCUCAAUUGCCAAUAUGAAGACUACUUGCCUCGUCUGUAAUACUCCCGCCUCCACGCAGUGCUCAGGUUGCAAAAGGGCUGGUUACUGUAGCAAAGCAUGCAGCACGGAGGACUGGCCUUACCACAAACGCAACUGCAAACGAAUCAGGGCCGCUGGCGCCCAACCGAUGGACGCCAUCCUCUUCCCUGUUAACGCAACUCAACCUCGUCUCAUCAGAGUCCCUUGGACGUAUGGACCCACGAGCGACAAUAUUCCGCUGGACUGGCAAAAGCUAGAUUGCCAACCAUGGAUUGGCGGAAAAGACAGUGCCCUGAAGACCAUGUAUGUCCAGACGUUGGGACGGAAUGGGCCCGCGCUUGGAUAUACGAUCGCCAUAGAACACGACGAUAAUUCGUUCGUCAAUGGGUCUGCUACAAAUCGUUGCAUCCCGGCGGUUACAGGUGGACAAGCUCCGCAUCCUUGGGCUGGAAACGUUAUUGCUCUUAGAGCAAAGGAAGCAUAGUCAGAUUGGUUUGAAAGUGCUGUUAUGGAGAAGGACCUGGCGCCGGUGAUACAGUUUUUCA